ACUUGUGAAUUUAGUAGUUUCCACUUUCUGUUCAAUAUUUUUACAAAUAAUUAGACUUUUUACAAUGGAAUUGGGUGAUUUACCUUACGAUUGUUUAUCGUGUAUAUUUGAUUGUAUUCCUGAUCUUAAAUCGCUUUUGGAUCUGUCAACAGUUUGUAAGGAAUGGAAUAUUCUGGCGAAACAAAGACUGAACAAAAUUCGACAUUUACAUGUUGAGCGCGAUAUCGAAUCUGACCUUGCAGCAUCUCCCAAUCACCUUUACACGAACGAUGUUGGAUUGAUGGAGAGAGUAAAUGUCUCGAAAAUGUUUCCAAAUCUCAAGUUUUUCACGAAAGAGUAUACGCUGGAAGACAUUUGUACCUGUAAAAUGUUGGUCAAUGUUUUGUCAACAUCGAAACCUUUGACUGGACUCAUUUGUGAAGCUCCAUGUCUUGCCGCUGGUCCUAUGACGAUAGACUUUUGCUGUCACAUCGAUAUCGACGAUAUUGUUAAACACUGUGGUAGCCUCGAGUAUCUGGAUUCCAUGUAUCGACCUUUUCUUGGCAGUUAUUUCUUGAAAUUUAAAUUUGGUCAGAAUGUGAAAUACUUCGAAGGUUCAAUUGAAGGAUACGACGACGAUGAGGAAGAUAAAGAUUAUGAUUUCAUGUUCAAACAAAUAUAUUUGCUAUGUUAUUACUUGAAACAAAUGCCAAAUCUUGAAGUUCUGCAUCUGAAAGAACCACCAAUUGAGCCUCGUCUUUGGCCUUUACCGAAAAACAUGAAACUGAAGCAGAUCGAUUUUGACAACAUUACGAUAAAAACAUUGGCCUUCCAGUUCUUAUCUCGUUUUCCCAACUUGCGAAGUGUUUCUUUCAGCAUUCGACCAGUUAGAGAUGAAGAUGAAAUUUUCGAAGUUUCCAAUACUUAUCCGAAUAUCCAAGACUGUGCGUUUUACAUUGAAGGAAUAAAUCAAAACUUGCCUGUCGGGUCGUUUAAGCUGAUUAAAAGUCUUAUGGUCAAGUUUCCUAAUUGUACAAACCUGUGCAUUCAUCUCCUGAGAAAUACUGCAAUAACUGAUGAGGAUUUGACCGAAAUAAUCAAAAUGUUGCCCAAUUUAACUCUAUUAGUCUUGAAUAUAAAGAAUUGGGGUGAUGCAAAUAUUACUAUUGAGACAAUCGAUAAGUUUUGUCAAUCAAUAGGUCGUCGAAUAUCCUUUUACUUGCUUCGCGAUGAUCGAAGGUGGAAUCGCACGGCCUGGACGGGAUCAUUUACACGAUAUACAUUGAACGAAGAUGUUACGAAUCAUUUGAAGACCGACAACAAAUUCAUCCGGAGCUUUUUUCGUUGUUAAUGAAAAGUAUUGAAUUUCUUUUCAAUCUUUAAAUUGUUCAAUAUUCGGUUUUUCUUAUUACAUGAAACGAACAAUGAAAAUUCUGCACUUUAGUUUUUAAACUUUAAAGUGUCUGUUCACUAGUAUAUUGAACCAAUUAAUUCUAUUUAUCAUUCAGUAUCAAGGCUCACCCGUCGAAUCAUUAAAUCUAAUUAAAAGUAUUAUGGUCAAGUUUUCUAAUUGUAAAAACCUUUCCAUUGAUAUCCUACGAAGGGUUUUCACGAUAACUAAUGAAGAUCUUAUCGAGAUAAUCAAAGUUCUGCCAAAUCUAUUUGUCUUGACUGUAGAGAAUUGGGAAGAUGCAAAUAUCAUUGGUACACUCGAUAAAUUCUGUACAUCAGCAGGUCGAAGAAUAAAUUUUAUCUUGCGUAACGAUGGCCAAAUAUUCGGCGCUCGCUCAUAUACACGAUACAUAUUGAACGAAGAUGUUGCGAGUCCUUUAAAGAUCGAUUAUGAAUUCUUACAAAAGUGGCGCGUUUAUUGAAAUUCAUAUUACAGUAGACUACACACUUAUCGCAAGAUCAGUGUGCUAUGUAGACUAAGAGCUCAAUGUUAAGUUAACAUUGUUAACCCUUUACUCAUUUCUAAUUAUCACACCAAAUGUAAGGGUUCAACAUGCCUAAAUAACUAAGAAACACUACAUGG
This is a messenger RNA of Panonychus citri (citrus red mite), 2014 nucleotides long. RefSeq lists its product as uncharacterized. Gene Ontology annotation, molecular function: protein binding. NCBI's taxonomy places the organism in Eukaryota, Metazoa, Arthropoda, Arachnida, Trombidiformes, Tetranychidae. The record is from RefSeq and is a predicted model, not a curated record. Gene Ontology annotation, biological process: SCF-dependent proteasomal ubiquitin-dependent protein catabolic process. Gene Ontology annotation, cellular component: SCF ubiquitin ligase complex. The transcript has 6 exons. Bases 65 to 1330 code for a protein of 421 amino acids.